Malurus melanocephalus (red-backed fairy wren) is the source of this 4918-nucleotide messenger RNA. RefSeq names its product sorting nexin 8 (gene SNX8). The coding region runs from base 78 to 1400 and encodes 440 amino acids. Gene Ontology annotation, biological process: retrograde transport, endosome to Golgi. Gene Ontology annotation, molecular function: phosphatidylinositol binding. The transcript has 12 exons. NCBI's taxonomy places the organism in Eukaryota, Metazoa, Chordata, Aves, Passeriformes, Maluridae. The record is from RefSeq and is a predicted model, not a curated record.
GCCCGCGGGCACGGCGGGCGCGGGCACGGCCGCAGGACUGAUGUAACAUAUUGAACAGCAGCCUUUGUGGAAAAAAAAUGUCCUACUGUACCAAAGAGAGAGCUUGGUCAGAUUUGGCAAAGCCUCCAGUAAAUGAACCAAGGGAAGCGGAACAGUUUCUAAUGCAGACGCCCCAGGGAAAUCCACUGCUGCUUUCCCACACCCUCCAAGAGCUAUUGAGCAAGGACAGUGUGCAGGUGGAGCUCAUACCUGAGAAGAAGGGCCUUUUUCUGAAACAUGUGGAAUAUGAGGUUUCCAGCAAGCGAUUCAAGUGCUCCGUGUACAGACGCUACAAUGACUUUGUGGUGUUCCAUGAGAUGCUGCUGCASAAGUUCCCCUAUCGCAUGGUGCCAGCUCUGCCACCAAAGAGGAUGCUGGGAGCCGACCGAGAGUUCAUAGAAUCGAGGAGGAGAGCGCUGAAGCGUUUUAUAAACCUGGUGGCUCGACAUCCCCCUUUCUCAGAAGAUGUGCUCUUGAAACUCUUCCUGUCCUUCAGUGGCUCAGAUGUACAGAAUAAGCUAAGGGAGUUGGUCCAGGGAGUAGGAGAUGAAUUUGUGACUUGCAGAUUAGCUACCCAGGCCAAGGACUUCCUCCCAGCUGACAUUCAGGCCCAGUUUGCUGCCAGCAGGGAGCUGAUCAGAAAUAUUUAUAACAGCUUUUAUAAGCUCCGGGACCGCGCRGAGAGGAUCGCUUCCCGAGCCAUCGAUAACGCCUCCGACCUCCUCAUUUUUGGGAAGGAGCUCAGUGCUUUGGGCUCAGACACUACCCCACUUCCUUCCUGGGCUGCUUUGAACAACAACACGUGGGGGACUCUGAAACAAGCCUUGAAGGGUCUGUCUGUUGAAUUUGCACUUCUGGCAGAUAAGGCUGUGCAGCAAGGUAAACAGGAAGAGAAUGAUGUGGUGGAGAAGCUGAACCUUUUCCUGGAUUUACUCCAGUCCUAUAAAGAUCUGUGUGAAAGGCACGAGAAGGGGGUGUUGCACAAGCACCAGCGAGCGUUGCACAAGUACAGCAUGAUGAAGAAGCAGAUGAUGAGUGCCACCGUGCAGAACAAAGAGCCAGAAUCGGUGGAGCAGCUGGAAUCUCGCAUUGUGGAGCAAGAGAACGCGAUCAUAACCAUGGAGCUGCGGAAUUACUUCUCCCUGUAUUGCCUGCAUCAGGAGACACAGCUCAUCCACAUCUACCUGCCUCUCACAUCUCACAUUUUGGGGGCCUUUGUCAACUCCCAGAUUCAGGGUCACAAAGAGAUGAGUAAGGUUUGGAAUGAGUUGAAGCCGAAGUUGAGCUGCCUUUUCGUGGGAUCUAGCAGUAUGCCAASCCCACCACUGUCACCUCCAGAGGGAAACUUCUUUUCCAAUUAAUGUUCCGGGCAUCCCGCAUGGAGCAAGAAGGGCAAUCAACGAAGGGGUGGGACCUCUACCUCCAAUGAAUCCUCCAAACAGCUAUUUUUUUUUUUUUUUUUUUAAUAUUGCUGCUUUGAGCUGCUCUCUGAUUUAGACAGACUGGAUGUGGGGCAGAACAUACAGAUACAGAGACAAUUUGUUAAUUUUGCAAUGCCCUGGGGCAGAGCUGAUGUUCMUUAUCCUGCAGACACUCCCCAUGGGGUUGGGAUGUGGUCUGGCACAGCGAGUGCUGCAAUUGCUGAGGUCUCUGCAUCUUGUACUAACAGUCCUCCASUUGUGUUUGUCUGCAGCUGUGCUGACACAUCUCUCCACAUCUCUGAAGUGCUGAGAUGAGCAGGAUAGCUGAAGCACUUGCUUGUAGUGGAGAUAAAAUGCCUUUUAUGCCUUGGAGGGCCUGUGUUAGGGACGCGUGUGCAUAAGGAAAGCUGAAAGCCAUCCCCUAUCCCAUUGUAGGUGUCUGGAUUUGAUUUCUUACUGCUAGACUUUAGCACAAAAUKAAUGAAGUGGUUGGAUUUUGUAAGCCAGAGGGCAGGGGUCUGUGCUGCUGUGUGACAGGGAUUUUCCUGGUGGAUGGACUGUUUCCCUUCAUGGUUGCAGGGCAGCCUGGGGACUUGCUCAUAUUUUUCAGUUUGGGGCCAAAGACAGCUGGGUUCAGGAACUCAGAGGAGUUUCCCUGGCGUAAAUGAGGAAGUAAUCUUCUAAAACACUCCUUAAUUGUAAACCACUCUACUACAGGAGCAGAACAGCCACAAGGUAGCUUGUUUAUGUCUCCUGGAGGUUCUGACCUCCAUCUGGUGAGUAGCUGUUAAGGUCUGUUGGAGAGCUGCUGACCCGAAGGCUGGUGUUUUCUUUGGUGUAAGAUCAGAAGUAUCCUGUUACACCAGCAGGCUGGAACACAAUGCUGAUACAGUUCAUUAGCAAAAAAUCAGUAUUUAUCAGGAUGUUACUGUAAUUAGUUUUCCUGGCUGUGGGUAGCAUUGUAGUGUGUUUGUGAAGGAGAGCAGAUAAUUAAGUGAAAGUUCUCAUCUCUAAAAACACCACAGCCCUUGGUAAUGGGGUUUUCAGAACCGUUUGUGGUUGUGAUAAAGGGACUUAACAUUCUCCACUUUGUGUCUCCAGUGACUUUCCCUGGAGAGUCAAAAAGGGAGAACGUGCAUGUCGUGUUACCUCAGGGGAAAUGGUGCACAUCCUCCAGAGAAAUUGAUAAUCAAACUGCAAACGUCUGCAGCAAAACUCUGUGUGAACAAGACUACCCGAACCUGACUUCUCUGGGGCCAAAAUAGCUUCCAAAGGGGAAUUUGUGACUUGGUUUCUUAGAAUUUUCUUWGAGUUGGUAAAAAGGAAGCAAAUUAACAAGGAUGAGUGCUUGCUGUCAAACUGGAACCAUUACAGUAUUUUCCCACUGGGGAAUUUCCCCAUUAUCAGGAAAUGUAUUUAAAUCCUCCAAUCACAAAAGCUUUUUUUUUUUUUUUUGAGGGGUUUUUUUUUGUUAUUGUUUCUUUUUUGUUUUUGAUUUAGAAAAUUCAGUGCAACAUGAAAAUCUUCCUAGCCCAGGCUGAAAUUCUGGGUUAGUUUCUUCAGCUAGGAGCAAGAUAAGUUAUUUGCCUGGUUUCAGGAGACUGAAUARCCAUUACUCACACUCCUCAAAAUGGGGUAGAUACACUGCUAUGGGUGAAUUCCUUGAGUSCUGGGCCUUAAGCAGAGUGUAGCCAACCUUGCACAGAAUGCAUUAAGAGCUUUUUCCAACAAUUCAGAUGUUAACUCACUUUCCUCCUGCACAUGGGCCUUGUCCAGUGAGACAGAUGAACUGCAAAUGGCUGUGGCAGAUUUGAUUCUCUCCUGCAGAAGAAAUUCUGCUCACAAGCUGGAACUAACUGGCAGGGAAGGGAAAUGUUUCUACAGUCCAGUUACAAAGARAAUAUCAUCUCAAGCGUGGCACACAGGUUUUUCUGCUUGACCUUGUUUUGAUUAGGAAGAUGGUUUGUGGUUCAAGUGUGGAAAGUGUGUUACCAGACUUUUACAUGCUCUUCACCCCUGGCAUUAUCAGCAGCUGCUGGCUGGUUAUGGCUGGCUUAGUCUCAGACCCAUCCUCCCUCAUUUGUUUACCUGAUGUGGUGGAUAGUGAAAAUGAGAAAUACUGUAUGUUUUGGGGCAAGAGCUGAUAAUUUAUGAUGGGUCUCAUAUGKAAUUUGUUUGACUGGGCAGUGUUUUGUGGGAGCAGUUGCAAAGGAGUAGCCUGAAUGGAAUUUUGUGCUUCUCACUUUCAGAAAAAAAUGACAAUUUUUGAACUUGAUUUAAAAUCAAAAAGCAACCCCUCAAAAAGCAAACAUCAAAAUGACAUUAGGGCUUUAGACUAACUCCUCUUUCCUGUUYUUCAAAGCAUGAAUUGUACAGUCCCAAGUGCACAGACUAACGAUGAUAGACACACACCACAGAACCUAUCAAGAAACUGAAAUUAUGUUGUUUUGAGAAAAUACCCAUUCCUCCCCUGUUAGCCCUUUGUCUUUGAAGAUAGUCUUGGGUGGGUUUUUCUUGUUUUGGUUUUACUCUGUUUUCCAGGUAUUGAAGAACUGAGGCCCAGUAUUCUCAAAGCUGAUCCAGCUGCUGGCAYCUUCAGAGUUUAUUUCAUACUGGACUGUCAAGCUUCUGUCUCAUUCCUAAACACAUGCAGACACUAUUUCAUACAACCCUUAGUUUGCAAACCUUUCUUCUGGGAGACUGGUCAGUGUGCAAAUAGCACUGUUUGUUUACCUCAAUGUGUGAGGGAUUUCAUUGCUGCCGUUACGUUCAGUUUAUGGAUCUGUCAGACUUGGAGGGCAGCAUCAAGCACAGCCUCCUUCCUCCAGAGGGAAGCAAUAGGGACUCCAAGGAUCCAUCAAGCUGAUUUCAGUUGUCUGUCUGCCCUAGUUAGUGUGGGGAAAACAGCUGUAGUUACCUCCAUGCUCUUGCCUUCUGCAGUAAACACUAACCAAGCCAGACUAAGUGAGGAGUGUGUGCUGCCUAUCUGAGAUCUGAUGCUCCUGUAAGAUGCAGUGCCAAAGUGUUAAUGUGCUUUUUGUGAAUGGAAGCUUUCGUGUGUGUGCUUGAGGUCAGGGGACUUUGAUGUGUUCAAAGGAGSGAUGGUGGAAAAGCCUUCAGCGUCUGUCAGAUCAGUCCUGGAGGUACCAGGGUGGUGAACACCUGAGGCCCUGAAAGRCUGCCUGGAAACUUCUCUGAAAAGGGCUCUUAUGUUUUUGUCACUCCUGAGGGCUUCUCCACUUCCAGCUGUGAAGUGGGAAUAUGCAGGUUUUUUGUCGGUAUCAUGUGUUGAAAGGCUCCAAACUCUAUUUACAAUACCUUAAAUCUUUGAUCCUUCUUUCCCUCUCCUGCCAUCUUCCUGGCAAGUUGCUCCUCCUAAGCUGUAACAUGUUCAAUGGUGCCUUGCUGCAUUCCAGUGCUUUUAACUCUCCUCUGACCAUGCAAGGGUGUCAUUCCUA